AUGCACUGUGAACCCACCCCCAGUGCUAUCCCUGUCUACACGGAUGCAUCCAGUGCAGGCAUACUACCAAAAGAUAACUGGCAAGGCAAGGUGGUUUACAACCAGAGGCAAAAGGAUAUCCUCCAAGCGUGGUUUGAACACAACCCUUACCCUGAUAAAGCUACCAGGAAACAAUUGGCCGAGGAAAUUGGCAUUCCAGAAUCCAAAAUUCAGACUUGGUUUAAAAACCACAGAGUGAUGCAGAGGCAACUGGGAUCCAGAUGCUCCUUAGGAAAAGGCCAAAGCCAGGGAAAGGACCAGCAUCAGCCUUGGACUCAAGAAUACUUCCCAAAAGAAACCAGACAAGACCAGACAUCCAUCAAGAGAUUUCAAUCAACCAUCCUAGUUCAAGCCUUUGAGAGGAACCGAUUCCCUGAUAUUACAACCAGAAAAAAAUUGGCUAAACAAACAGGCAUUCGGGAAUCAAGAAUUCAAAUGUGGUUUAAGAACCAAAGAUGUCUGUACCCAGAGCAACCCAGAAGCGAGCCCGUGAACUCCCUGGUAGAUGGUCCAAACAGGAGACCAGAUCAGACAGCCCCGCAGCGGCAAAUCAACCUGUCCACUCUCCCAGGCUGGUCUCAUUUUCCUUCCACUAAUUCUUCCAGCAGGAACCAAACAUUUCUGCCUGCUCUUCUCCCAUCCCAUGUGUCCUCUGUCCCCUGCAUGAGCCAAGGACCAAGCGUCAUGACAGUGCAGCCCAUGCAGGCUGUGCAGAGAGGAGCAACCUCCCCCUCUCCUCUCACUCUUAGGAAUUACCUGCCAAUACCACCAGCUCCAGGGGGAGACCUCUCUGGUACUCAGACUCCUUCCUGGCCACAAAACCAAGAAAAAUGCCAGAAUGCCAAAGACCAGACUGGCACAGGAAUACUGCAAUUUAAGGACUAUUCUCAGCCGCAUCCUGAGCAUAGAAAACACCAAUUGCGAGAUUUGGGUCAGGUGGACAUAUCCUACAUUACACAACGGUGGGACGAGGCCUGCCAGGCUCUGAUUGCAGAAUGGGAUCCUCGAAGGGACACGCUGAGACAGCCUUAUGCCUGCAACAUACACAGUCAGCUGGAGAACCAUCUCAUCCCCUCAGCCAACUACACCAGCAAUAUGUAGAAACCUCACAUCUUUACAAGGGUUUGCCUUGCUAGAAAAAAAUACCUUUGAAAAAUAUUACUUUGUUAAUUUUCAUUUUGCAUUGUUUUGUUACAUUUGUUUUGCUUGCAUUCCAUGUGUCAAAAGGUGCCUGAGUGAGGUCACAAAAGAUGUACUAGAUGUACACAUACAUCUAGUCCUACAAAGAUACCAGUUUUACCCUAAUACAAACACUUGUGAGGUGGACACCCUUACUGGUGUCACAGUACAUUAUAUGCAAGACUAUCUAGCUAUUUAUACACUAAAGCACAAGUACAGAAUAUUCCAGCAUCAAUAUUUAUGGUCAAAUUGUAGUCAUUAAGUUAUUUUUCCUAGUAUUAAGCUAUUUUUUCAUCACCAAGGCAAUUAAAACUCACAUACAUAUGUAGACACACACAUAUUAAUGGCACAAAUCUACAAAAAAAGAAUCUGAUAUAAAUAUUUGACAGUGUUAACAGCACACAGAGACUAGGUGCCUUAAAAAACUUAUUUUUUCAGUUCUGGAGGCUGGAAGUCCAACAUCAAAGUUUCUGCAGGUGUGGUUUCUUCUGAGGCCUCCCUCUUUGCUACGCUGGGGCCUCCCUGGGUCCUACUGUCUUUCCUCUGGUGCACCUCUUUGUGGAACCGAACUUACUUCCUUGACUUGCAUUUUCUUAGAUUCAAGUGAACUGUGUCUGGCUUAGGUUUUGGUUUACAGAGGGUACCAAAGGCACCAGAGCCAUCCCAGCCUAACGGCCUUCUUGUUUAACUGUUUCAACACCCACUAAAAGCUAUUUGUAAAGUUUCCACUGCCUGCUCUAAAAAUGUUACGAAAUAAUUUGAUUUCCUUAAGUCCGUAUUGUGGACAAUAGCUAUCAAUGAAAUACACAAAUCAUCAGGCACAACAAGCGUCAGCAAGCUUCUCCACAGAGCCCAGAUGAGCUUUGCACAUCUUCAGACACCAAUUUAUGACCUCAUGGCUGGACAGCCCAAGGUGGCAGGUCAUAAACUCAUAA
Molecule: messenger RNA, 2153 nt
Organism: Manis javanica (Malayan pangolin)
Lineage: Eukaryota; Metazoa; Chordata; Mammalia; Pholidota; Manidae
Source: RefSeq, a predicted model, not a curated record